This is a messenger RNA of Fulmarus glacialis (Northern fulmar), 603 nucleotides long. RefSeq names its product cTAGE family member 5-like. Gene Ontology annotation, cellular component: endoplasmic reticulum exit site; endoplasmic reticulum membrane. The record is from RefSeq and is a predicted model, not a curated record. The annotation marks the transcript as partial. The transcript has 7 exons. Gene Ontology annotation, biological process: vesicle cargo loading; protein secretion; endoplasmic reticulum to Golgi vesicle-mediated transport. Lineage: Eukaryota; Metazoa; Chordata; Aves; Procellariiformes; Procellariidae.
GCUGUGGCUUCACUGCCUGAAGAUAUGAGACCUGGUCCUGAUCUGUAUGGUUUCCCGUGGGAAAUAGUGAUUUGUGCUGGCAUUGUUGGAGCCUUUACAAUUCUCUUGUUCCUGUAUAGAAGUUAUCAAUCAGUUAGAAGUCGACUUUAUGUAGGAAGGGAAAACCAGCUUGCCAAUAAAAUUGCUGAACUAGUUGAAGACAAGUGUAAAAUUCUUGAAAAACUCAGCCUUUGCAAAAAAGAGUUUGAAGAUUUAGAAUUGUCUCUGAAGGAUGAUAACGUUGUGAAAGAAUCAACAGACACAUCUUUUUUUGAGGAAAUGCAUGAAAAACUGAACAAGUCAAACUUGGAACUCAAGCAAGAAAUAGAGAAUCUAGAAAAAGAACUGGAAGAAGAAAAAUCUAAGCAAUCAGAAAGUGAUAACUUGGUGGCUGAAAUUCAGAAGAGUGUGGAGUCUUUAGAAAAUGAAGCAAAAUCUAUCCAGUCACAAAUUGAUGAGGCCAAGUCCACCCUAAAAGUGUAUCAGAUUAAUACAGAGAGACUUAAGACAUCCAUUCAAGAUGCAGUAGAUGAAAACUGCCAUCUCCAGGAAAGUGAGAAACAG